AUGACUGGGGAAGAUUUGCUCAAAGACACUACCAGCGUCAAGCCGGAACUGGUCUUACAGCACUGUUUUAAACAAUACAAACUCAGAGAUUUGUAUCCAAAGUUUUUCUUUAAAGUGAAACCAAGUAAAUUUGGGCCACCCAAAUCCAGACGUCGCAUUAUUAUCGCGCCUCCAAUGGUAAGACCAGCUUCUGAUGGUUCAAAACCCAUUCAGACCACUGCCAUCGAUGAAAAGGAGGAAGCUGCUGCCUGGCAAGUGACCCCUGAGGUAGAAAGCUGUCCCCACACUCCAGAAGAACCUUCAGAGGCAGGAGAUGAUCUACCAAAGCUGGAAGCUUGGAUAACGGAAAGGAGAAAGCUCCGGUCUCAACUGGAUAGCCUUGUGGAUGUUGAAAAAUGGCUAAGUCAAAAACUUUGCACCAGUGAGCAAGAAGAUAGAGUCCUGGAAAACUUACAAAACUGCAGAGCAAUGAGGAAGGCUGAAAGGCAGUUAGCUGCGACCAGAAAUCUUGAAAACCUGCUGCCAAAGCACGACCUGCCUCCUCGAAGAAGAGUCAUCCCCAUUAUCAACGCUCCCUAUCCCCAGUCCCUCAUCACCCUGCAUAACCUUCUGCACAAACAAAAGCUCAAGAUGGUGGACUUAUUCAGGAAGGCGGAUAAGGACAAGAAGCAGUUCAUGAGAUCAGACUUCAUUAAAGUUAUCAAGGGGGCCAAAGUCCCUAUCAGUGACAAUGACCUGGAAGAUGUGAUCAUCUUCCUUACUUCUUCAAAACGUGGGAAUUUUAUAACCAGUGACGAUCUGGUUGAAUGUCAAAAUAUAUGGCUGGAUACAAUGAGAGAUCAGACGAAACAACCUGGGGAGAGCAAAAACAGGUAAGAAAAAGGAACUCGCGCAUGUCCCCGAUUUCACACCCGAAAAGCUAUUUCUAAAACUGUUAGUCGUCCAGCAUCUGCUGCUGGCAAAACCAAAGAGACACAGCCACUAGCUCCUAGUGAACCUGGAACAAAGUUAACACUGUUAGAAGUUCCUUCUAUCCACACCGGACCGGAUCACAGACCUCUAACCUAUGAGGAAAUGGAGGAGAUUGGGAAGAGAUGCAGAGAUAGGAAACGAUGGGAGAAGGCCAAGGUCAAUCCAAUACAAUGGAUGGAACGCUGUCGACUGGUGAGAUCUGGAAACAAGGCCAUUGAUGAACAUUGCUUGCCAUCUACAAUGGAGAGUGAAAUGGGGGAAAUAAUUGAUCAGCAUCGAAGGACCUGCUACAUGGUCUAUCUGCAGUGUCUCAAAUUAUGCAAAGAAUAUAACAUUCCACUUACCGAAAAGGUCCUGGAAAAAGCCCUGCUGUACCCAGGAGACAAAAUAAUAAAAGAAGGAGCAUAUGUGCGGAAGAUCAGACAGCCGGGGGGUCCCUAUACAACAAUGGAUGGGAGUCACCACCAAAGACGACUGCUUUUAAGCAGACAAGGAUUAAGAAAUGCAUUAAAAAGGAACGCCAAAAAUGGAAUGCAUGGUACAGGGAUUAAGGGGCAACUACAUGGAAAGCAGAAGGCAUACAGAGGCAGCUGGAUGUCAUUUGAGGAUUAUGAACAGUUAACAAGACGUCUGCAUGCGAAGUGGUCUAAUCUGAGCUACAAGUCUCACGACAAUAACUUCUGGCCAGGUCACCUUCUGGACAAGCUGCGUAUUUACCUCCCACAGAUAGAGCCUAGUCAGGAGCAUGCCCUGUUCAGCUAUGUUCGUCCAACACCACCUGUCUAUCCUGGUGUCUACAACCCACACCGCAGCUGGCCAAUCAGUGACCAGGGAUACGUGACCUAUGGAAAUACUGAGACUCAAAAGUAUUGAUGUUGUCUGGGACAGUAAUGCUAUGCAUAAUGAAAGCUUUGUGAUCCCUCAGUCACCUCCGUGGACUUAGGCCACCAUCAUAAGCAAAAUAAAGCUAUCAAAGCUAUAAAAGUACGCCUUCCCAAAGUUAUGGGGGUCUUGACGGAGCAGUUGACUUCUAGAUUGGCAAGUUUCUGUUCCUUGUGACUCAUAACAUAAUACCUGGGGACAGUCAAUGAAAUUGAAAGGUGGCAAAUUCAAAACUGAUAAUAUUAGUCUGUGGAACUCAGCACCAUAAGACAUUGUUGAGGCUAAGAAUUUAGAAAGAUUCAAAAAGGGAUGGAGCAUUCAUAAAGAUAACAAGAAUAUCUAGACUUAUAAUAGUUAAUGCUAAUAAAAAUUCUGGGAGAGAUAUUAACCUCAUAUUUCAGGACAAAAACCAAACUAACUAUUAAGGAUCAGGAUAAAACCUAAUUUGGGGGUCAGAUUAUUCCACAUGCACCUAUUGUAGAGUUUCUUGCACUUUCCACUGGAGCGUCUGGUGGUAGCCACUGUCCAAGACAGGAUAUUACACUCAGAUCUGAUUGAAUCUGACAAUUCCUCUGUUCCUGUGAUUCGAAUCCAGCUCUUUGGUG
Messenger RNA from Chrysemys picta bellii (western painted turtle), 2459 nucleotides. The record is from RefSeq and is a predicted model, not a curated record. Lineage: Eukaryota; Metazoa; Chordata; Testudines; Emydidae.